Molecule: messenger RNA, 477 nt
Organism: Nezara viridula (southern green stink bug)
Lineage: Eukaryota; Metazoa; Arthropoda; Insecta; Hemiptera; Pentatomidae
Source: the annotation of a GenBank genome assembly
AUGCCCUCAGUGCCGAAGACACCUUUCACCCAUGAGUCAGUCAGGAUGUUCCUUUGUCCCUGUGAGGAUAUACAGGGAGUGACCACAGAGGAUGGUCGAUGCGGAGGUAUUGGAUAUCCAACAUUACAUGACAACCAGCAACAUAGUACUGUUCACGCUGCCGACAUUAAAUAUCAACUUGCCAUUCCUACUACUGCUGCGACUAAUGCAUCUCUAACGUGCCCUAAUGGCUAAUCGAAAACCACUUUAAUAGAUUAAUAUUCCUUCCUGAUUGGACGUCGGAUAUGCGUCGUUUAAUUUCAGUUCCGGCGAUCUGAUGAAUUUUCCAUCUCAACUGGAGAAGAGGAAAGGGCACCUGUCGUUAAUUUACAAUAUUCAUAAGGCAAUAACAAUAGCGAAUAUAAUACUUAACAACAGGAAUAACAAAACAUCAUUCAGUUCAACACCAGGCAUUAUUAACAAACACCAAGACAAGCG